AAAAAAUCGGCCGAUUUUGCACCACGAAUGCCGAUCUUCGCGGCAAUUAGUGGGCAAAUUGGCCGAUUUUUUGCCGAUAAAAAAUCUGCGCAUGAGCAGUGACCUGCAAGAGGAAGACAAAAAGAAGAAAAAGAAGAAGAGGAAGAGGAUGAAGAAGAGGAGGAAGAGGAUGAGGAUGAAGAAGAAGAGGAUGAGGAUGAAGAAGAAGAGGAUGAGGAUGAAGAAGAAGAAGAGGAUGAGGAUGAAGAAGAAGAAGAGGGUGAGGAAAGAAGAGGAAGAGGAUGAAGAAGAAGAGGAUGAGGAUGAAGAAGAAGAGGAUGAGGAUGAAGAAGAAGAGGAUGAGGAUGAAGAAGAAGAAGAGGAUGAGGAUGAAGAAGAAGAAGAGGAAGAGGAUGAAGAAGAGGAUGAAGAAGAAGAAGAAGAA
Messenger RNA from Staurois parvus, 424 nucleotides. Lineage: Eukaryota; Metazoa; Chordata; Amphibia; Anura; Ranidae. The record is from the annotation of a GenBank genome assembly.